This is a messenger RNA of Helianthus annuus (common sunflower), 920 nucleotides long. Its product is annotated as dirigent protein 22. Bases 210 to 776 code for a protein of 188 amino acids. The transcript has a single exon. Lineage: Eukaryota; Viridiplantae; Streptophyta; Magnoliopsida; Asterales; Asteraceae. The record is from RefSeq and is a predicted model, not a curated record.
CCAAGCAUUUUAAUAUGCAAGAUUAUAUGUUUGGUGUCGCUUAACCUUUUGAUUCGCUAAGUAGUUCGUUUAGUAUAUCAUCGAUUCGGGCUUCCUUCUCGUUUGUGCUCUCUUGAUAUUCUUAUAGCUAAAAACAAAGAAUUCGGCCUCAUUUUCAACAUCUUCAAACUUUCUUACUUUUGCACAACUUCGCGAGUUUGAAUCGUGAAAUGAAGAUCGAAAGUGUGGUCUUGAUGUUAUGCGCAAUGGUCAUAGCGAUACCAUGGGCGCAAAGUGUUUCCGAAGGACCAAAAGGAGUGGAAGAAUGGUUCAAAGAGCUUCCCAUUAAAAAACAAAAGGUUACAAAGUUGCAUUUUUAUUUUCAUGAUACCACAACUGGACCAAGGCAAACCGCCUUCCAAAUAGCCGAAUCCAAUAUCAGCUCAACGACGGUUACACAAUUUGGUCGCACGUUUAUGUUUGACAACCCAUUGACCGUUGAACCGGAUGCAAGGUCCAUGAGGAUUGGUAAAGGUCAAGGGUUCUUUGGUGCUGCUUCCUUUGAAGAACCUAGGUUUCUUAUGAACCUUAACUUUGUGUUUACACAAGGGAAGUAUAACGGUAGCACUCUACAGUUUCUAGGAACAAACCCGAUACUUCAUCGGGUUCGCGAGAUGUCUAUUGUUGGUGGGACUGGGGUUUUUCGACUAGCACGUGGCAUUGCGACGGCUCAAACGUAUUUUCUCAACGAUACAUCUUCUAUCGUUGAAUAUAAUCUUAUGGUGAUUCAUUAUUGAGCUCGAUGAUUUUAUAUACUUAGUCAUUUGAUUAUGUAUUUAAAUUUGAAGGUUCAAGACAAAAUAAAAGUGAUGUUACGCUAUGUGCUCUUUGUUUUUGAUAUUGGCAAUGUAUUCAUAAUUGAAUCCGCUUUUAUUAUUGGA